GGCGCACGGCCUCGCCUGCCGCUUGUGGUGGCACCCCGUCAGCUCCCUUGAGCCGGCCGAUGGUCACAGCUGCGCCCGGCGCGCCUCGCCCAACAGCACCGACCUCACGCCCAUCAGCAGCAGCGAGGCGCAGGCCAGAGCGCAGGCGAGAGCCGCCGCGAAGGCGGCGGCGGACGCGGCGGCGGCGGAGGAAGCGAUGCGGCAGCAGGAGGAAGCGGAUGCCGCGGCGCGGGCGAGGAACGCGGCCAUCGGCGGCGGUGUAGCAGGCGCCGUCGCUGGCGCUGGGCUGCUCGCUGGGCUGCUGGGCGGCCUCCUGGGGCAGACCACGACGACCUUGACGACCACCCUGCUGCUCGCAGGUAGUGGCGCCACCGUUGCCGAAAACAGGACCCUCGCCGACGUCCCAGCCGAGGGCGCACCCUCGGCUGGCCAGUGGGUGCCGUUUGCCGCCCUGCUGCUCCUCAGUUGCGCCGGCUUCCUGCUGCUGCUUGUGCACACGCGGUCCAGGGCGGUCUCGAGGUCGGUCGCGCUCGAGCGUGAGGGGGAGUCGCCGAGCAGGCGUGCGGAGGCCGGGGUCGCACCAGGGCCGCCGAGGCAGCAGGAGACCUACCUCAGGUGGCCCGAGUGGAGCCGGCGCUUGCCGCAGCACGGGGCGGCGGGUGUCCUCAUGUGGCCGGAGUGGAGCCGGCACUUGCCGCAGUACGAGGGCGUCGACGCCUCCGAUGCGCAGUCGUCCCCGCUGGCGCGCUGGCCCGAAAACAACGAGGCGCUCGGGCCAAGGACGUCCUUGAUGGCGCGCGCGCCUCCGGGGAGCCCCUCGCUGGCGCCGCUCCGCCGGGCGGCGGGCCAGACGGAGCCCGUGAGCAGACAGGUGGAGCCGGUCUCCCUGCCGGUGGAGCCCCUGCCCUAGCCGCGGGUGCCCGCGUGAGGGCUGCGGGCACUUCCGGCCAGGCCGGCCUCCCUCGCAGCCGGAGGGCCGAGUGAGGAUUCGGAGGAUGAGGAGGGGUGGGCGCAAAAAGCGCUCCCCGAUUGGUAGUUUCUCGCGCCGCGCCGCUCCCUUCGGAAGUUCCCUGGGGGCUGCCCAGAAACUCGGCGAGACCGAGCUCACCCCUCUGCCGGGCGGAGGCAAAGCCCUGCAACCGGCCAGGGCGGCCCGCUUCGCCGAACUUUGAAACGGAGGGCAACGCUAGGGGGCGAGGGCCGGGGCCUGCUGCCCACGUCGGGACAGCGCGGUGCCGCCCCGUCGCCACGAAGCUGGCGCGGCGGGGCCUUUUUUGAGGCGCCCGCCCUCUCAAGCAGGGCGGGCGCGUGGAGGGGGCGGGCAGACUGGCCGCCAGGUCGCGAGGAGGCUGAGCGGCUCGGCCUUGCCAUCCUCCUCCUUCCUCGUCCACCCUCCUCC
This is a messenger RNA of Prorocentrum cordatum, 1399 nucleotides long. The record is from the annotation of a GenBank genome assembly. NCBI's taxonomy places the organism in Eukaryota, Dinophyceae, Prorocentrales, Prorocentraceae.